This is a messenger RNA of Theileria parva strain Muguga, 835 nucleotides long. Its product is annotated as Snf7 family protein. Gene Ontology annotation, biological process: vesicle budding from membrane; late endosome to vacuole transport via multivesicular body sorting pathway. Gene Ontology annotation, cellular component: cytoplasmic side of plasma membrane; multivesicular body; ESCRT III complex. The record is from RefSeq and is a predicted model, not a curated record. The coding region runs from base 222 to 827 and encodes 201 amino acids. The transcript is spliced from 5 exons. Lineage: Eukaryota; Apicomplexa; Aconoidasida; Piroplasmida; Theileriidae.
UUUUAUUAUUUAUUUAUAAUUUAUUAUUUUAUCCUUAAAUUUCUUCAUUUUGUCCGAAUGUUCUGUAGUAUAGUGUACAUAGCAUUGUUCUGUUAAUUAUUAUUUUUUUGGAUAAAUUUGUUAUUUACACAUUUUGUUGUUUUUAAUUUAUUUUAAUGUUUUAUUUAAUAUUUUUUUAUUAUUUUAUUUUUAAAGUUUUAAAUGAAGUUUAAACAGUAUUAAUGGUCUUUGGGUUCAGAAAGAAUAAAAAAAGUCCCGUAAAGGACGUUUCUAAAGCUAAAAAAAGUGAGAUCGAUUUGGCUCUGGCGAACAGUGAGACUACACUGAAUUACUUGACAAAAAAGCAAGAAAUAUUAGAGAAUAAAAUAACUGAGUGUGUUAAAUUGGCCUUGGAAUGUAGUAGGAGAAAUGAUAAAACGAACGCUUUAUCCCAUUUAAGAAGGAAGAAAUUACUUACAAAUGAGUUAAAUAAACUAAGAUCAACACUAAUUGCGCUUGAAACUCAGAGUAUCGCUUUAGAAGGCGCUCAAAUGCAACACAUGGCCAUCUCAGCCCUUUCCGACUCCUUAAACGCUCAAAAGUUUCUACAGUCCUCCAUAGAUUCGAGUAAGUUUGAUGAUUUGCUUGAUGAGUUGGAGGAGAGUAGGGAGACACAGCAGGAGAUAUUGGACACAAUGACAAGUAACAUCUCACCAAAUCUCGAGUUUGAAGAUGAAUUAAACGAAUUAAUACAAAGUCAACCCAAUGAACUACAUGAAUUGGAACAGCUAAAUCCUCCUACUGAUAAACUAAAGCAGAGGAUUUCGAAUAAAACUAAUUUAAACUAAUAUUAAUA